Molecule: messenger RNA, 5410 nt
Organism: Chinchilla lanigera (long-tailed chinchilla)
Lineage: Eukaryota; Metazoa; Chordata; Mammalia; Rodentia; Chinchillidae
Gene: Tbata
Product: thymus, brain and testes associated
Exons: 11
Coding region: 144-1292 (382 amino acids)
Source: RefSeq, a predicted model, not a curated record
UGGGCUCAGUGCAGUCACAAAGCAGCAGACUAGCCCACAGCACCAAGGAGAUUGCCCCUUGGUGAGUCCUCUCUCACCUUCUUGCUCAGGCAAGAGGCUUCCUACUCACAUGCUGUAGCGGGCACCUUCCUCGAAACACUACAAUGGCAGCGGAGGUGAGGACUCAGUUGGCAGAACAUCCACUGACAAGUCCCAGGGCCGAGCUGAAACCUGAGAAGAAGUCAGGGCACAGGCCACAGAGCCACGGAGACGGUGGACCACAGAAAGAACCAGUGACCCCAGGCAUUGUGGAUUUGGAGCUGAACCAAGAAGUGCUGAGGACCCUUAAACCCCGAACUGCCGGCUCCUACCGCUUCGGCCGUCUCAGCCACCACUCCUUCUUCUCCAGGCACCACCCUCACCCCCAACAUGUGACCCACAUCCAAGAUCUCACUGGGAAGCCUGUCUGUGUCGUCAGGGACGAGUUCUCUCUGACCGCCCUGCCUCAGUUCACACCUUUACCCCGCUGUCUGAUGGGGAUGCCCAUAGUCUCUGUCCCUAUUGGGGACCCGCAGUCCAAUCGGAACCCCCAACUGCCUUCCCAGGCCUGGAAGAGGGAGCUGAAGGAGCUGGCUUCCCGAGUGGCUGUCUUCACCAAGGAGACAGAGCUGAAGAACAAAGAGUCUCAGGAGAAGGAGGAGCCUCAAAGGGACCAAGGAGCAAAGUACUCCGCUGAAACGGGAAGGCUCAUCCCCACCUCCAUCCGAGCUCUCAGUAGCCGCAAGUUCCGCCAGGGCCACCGGAGCCACCCUUCCAGCAGAGAUGGAGGAGCCCCGGCUUCCCUCUUGCAGGACCAGGAGCUGCUGGGCGUCCUCAACGUGUCUGGAAUCAGGUUCUCAGGCCCUGUGGGGAGGGGGCGUAGGGCAGAUCCUGGAGCUCCUCUGCCAGAUUCUGCAGACGGAUUCACUGAGUGCCAUCCAGUUCUGGCUACUCUAUGCACCCCCUCAGGAGAAAGACCUCGCUCUAGGACUCCUGCAGACAGCGGUGGCUCAACUCCUCCCCCAACCCCUAGAGUCCAUUCCGGCAGAAACACUCUUGGACCAGCUUCAAGAAGUUCAAGAACCACCUCAAGAGAAGCUGCAGCCAGCCUACAGUCAAUCCCAGAAGAAAACAAAGUCACCACCUCUGCCCCAAAGCGAAAAACCAGUGUACAUCGGAAAAGCCCAAGUCCUCCAGGUGCACGCCAGCAAAGACCCAGAGGAGAACGCGUCCAAGCCAAAGGCAGAGAGCUGAGGACAGCAAAGCAGAGCUAGGCGACUUCACCUGCUCCGCUCUCAGGUGGCCCCUGAGUUCCAGGAGUCCCUGCCCCACCACCUCCACAAGCCCCUGAUCGCCUACCAGAGUCUUCCAAUAAAGCCCAGUCUUCCUUUGGAAGGGACAGUCCCACUCUCCUAACCAAGGAGCUCUGUGCUUGGGGCUGAUUCUCUCCAAAGAGGGAGGGCUCCCUGAAUCAUCCCCUCCCAUGGAGAAAGCCCAGAUGCUACUUCCCACAGGAGCUGAGCUGGGUCUUUUACAUUCCAGUACACUGAGAUGCAGCUGAGAAAAGGGCUCUGCCCACCCUGGAGCCAAAACGUUCCCCACAGGGCUCUGGGUAUGUCAGACCAGAGGUCAGGGAAUCCACAUUCUCCUUAGGAUGAUCAUUCUUGCCAGGAUGCAUUCCUGUAUUUGCCAGGGACUGAGGCAGAGACGGGUGAUAGUUUAUGAAGGGUGCCAUGUGAACUGUUCUACAUAACUAUGCAGUACCAUAUUUCAUUUUCCCAAAAGGCCCCUAUGAGGUAGGACAUUAGUAUCAUUGCCCCAUUUGGUAGGUGAAUAAACUGAGCCACAGAUGAAACAAUUUGUCCCAAGUCACAGUUAAUAAGUAGCAGAGCAAAGAUUUAAACUCUAGAUGUCUAGCUGUAGAACUCUGGCUCACAUAGCAAUCCUCCCCAAAAGCUAGGGUUACAUUUCUGGAAAGUAUAAAGUGUCAGCUAACUUGAGGAGAAAAGGAACAUUUAUAAAUAUGGCCCAGGCAGCAGCUGAAGUGUCUCUGUCCUUCAAGGUUUAGAGAAGAUGGCCUUGGCCCUCAGGAAACCCACAGAAAGCUGGAGAGGGUGAGGAUUUACAAAGCUGUGGUCAUCUGUGAUCAACAGACUUGAUUCAUGGGUCGAGUGGCUCCAGUCUAUGCUUCUGGUCCUGUUGCACCUUCUGUUCAUUUAGAUGACUUCUGUCCCCUUGCUGUUGCCCAAAUCUCCAUUCACACAGAACUCUCUGCAGCAGGUUCCUGCCUGGAUAGAGAUUUGCUGCAAAUGCAGCAAACAGCUUCACAAUAUUAAACCAUCCCAUUUUCAAAGUCCUCAGCCUUUCCCUGUCACCAGUCUGCCCCCAGAAAGUCCACUUUGGCUUUCCAAUUUUUAAAUUGUGGUAAAACAUACAUAAUAAAUUUACCAGCUUAACCAUGUUUAAGUGAACAGUUCAGAGGCAGAACUUACCCUGGAAAACUGAAACUCUGUACCCCAUUUCUUCCUCCUCAACCCCUGGCAACCACCUUUCGUUCUGUCUCUAUGUAUGGGCCACUCUCGGUUCCUCACAAUAAGUGGAAUCAUACAAUAUUUGUCUUUUUGUGGCUAGAUUAUUUGACUGAACUUAAUGUUCUCAAGGUUGUUGUGUCAGAAUUUCCUUCUCUUUUAAGGCUAACUACUAUUUCAUUGUGUGGAUACAUCACAUUCCUUUUCUCCAUUUAUCUAUUGGUGAUAUUGGGUUGUUUGCACUUUUGACCCUGCAAAUCAUGCUGCUAUGAGUAUAGCUAUACAAAAGUACAGUGAUUGAUUUUUAUGUCACGCGUCAUCAAAGGAUCUAGAAAAAUCAGAGUAAGCAAAUGUAGGAGAGUAAUAUUCAUGUUAGAAAGUAUAGCUGAAGUUUGGGGUUGUGGCAUUUGCAUAGCAUGCUUGAGAUCCUGGGUUCAACCCUCAGCACCAAAAGAAAAAAAAGUAGAGCUGACAUGACAGGAAGGCGAGGCAGUGGAAUGGAAUGGAUGACAGAUUAGAGAAAAUCACAACACAUGCAGAAGAAAUGAACUCAACAUGCAGUGGAGGUGAACCAUAAGACCACUCUGUCAACCCAUGAUGAAGAUACACUUACUAGUUGUUUUUUUCCUUAGACAAAUCAAACCCUCUUCCGAAGUAUUGUGUAUGAAAUUGUGCUAAGAAUAGUACCUACCAAGGGAAGCUAUUAUCACAUGUGCAGGGUAAAAAAGACGAGCUCUGACCAUUCUCUGCCAGGAUCUGAAUCCUGAAUCUGCCUCUUUUUACUCAUGAGACCUUGAGCAAGUUACUUCUUUCAGUUCUUUAUCUGUCAAAUUAUCACACUAUAGUAUCUGCUUCCUAAACUUCCAGAAUGGAUUAAAUACUUAAAGAACUGAAGGAUACAGGCUGAGGAGAUAGCUCAGUGACACAGCACCUAUCUGGCAAGUACAAGGUCCUGAGUUUGAUUCCUGGUACAAAAAAAAAAAAAAAUUGAAGGAUGCUUCUUAUACAACUUUAGGAAUAUGUGAAUAUUUCAAUGUAUAUGUAUUUGGUACACAGACAAAGCCGGUGGUAAAAACUGAAAAGUGUUUCCAUUACAAUGCCCACUACAGUCAUUAUUAUUUAAUAUUAUGCUCUGGAAGUAUUAGCUAAUGCAAUCAGACAAGAAAAAUAAAGGGGCUGUGGUCCGAGCAAGGCUAAUAAAAGAGGCUUGACAAAGAUGAAAAUUAGAUGGGUAGAGGAAGAGGAGAAAGACUUGAUCUUUGUGGCUACCUGGGCAGAACUAAGGUUUGCACAGCCAGAAAAAAUGCUGCCAAAGAUUCCUGUUGCUGAGUUAUCCAAGCCAUGGCUGGGCCUACCUGUGGGUGUCACAGUGAGGGUUUUCCAUGGGCUCUUGGACACCUUUACCUUGUCCUUGAUUAAGAUGGAUUUCCAGCCUACUCAUUCCUGGUUAAGUAAAGGAGAACCUGAUUGUUGACCCAGCAAAUGGACAAGGAGCAGCCAGGAGCUGGGUCACUGGGGCACUCCCGUGUCCUUAAGCCGAGAGUCCCAGGUGUGAGUCUCUCCUCUUCAAAUUCCAAUCAUUCUAAGCAAUGUUUUCCAAGGUGUGGUCAAAAUACCCUGUGUAGUAGAUAAACUUAGGCAGCAUAAAGAAACAUUUUACAUCUAUACAUCUGUAUUUAAUUUCAUGUGUAUGGGAAACAACACAUCAAAAUGAUGAUACGUGCAUAUUACUGCUUAGACAAAACUAUAUGUAUUCAGGCAAAAAAAGGUAAAUUUAAAGAAACAUGGAGGAAUAGUACAAGUGGUCAACAGUUGCAAUGAAAUUCAUGACUUGGUUAUGGGCAUGGCUCAAAUUUAGAGCCAGGGCUUGUGUCAGUGACUGAGAACAGGACUCUGCAUUGUGAUGAAUCUGGAUUCUUAAUAAAGAAACCUCACUUUCUAGCUACAUGACCUUAGCAUUUUCUAGAUCCUUUAAUGACAUAUGAUAUAAAAAUCAGCUAUCCUCACAGCAGCAUUAUUUGCAGUGGGCAAAAAUGAUCCCAUAUCAUUAAUAAAUAAAUGGAUAAAAGAAAUGUGGCAUAUCCAUAGAAUAGCCAAUGAAAUAGUAUUUAGCCUUUAAAAGGCAUGAAAUUCUGACACAAGAGUAAACUUGAAAGCAUUAAAUUGUGUGAAAGAAUCUAGUCACAAAAAGAUUUCUCUAGUUUCUGACUCUAUUGAUUUGCCUCUUCUGGUCUUUCACAUAAAUAGAAUCAUGCAAUAUGUAGUCCUUUGAGAUUGGCUUUUUUCACUUAGCAUAAAACUUUCAAAGUUCAUGUUGUAGCAUAUAUCACUAUUUCAUUCCUUUUUAUGGCAAAACAAUAUUUCAUUGAAUGGUUAGACCACAUUUUGUUUAUCCAUUCAUCAGCUGAUGGGCAUAGGGGUUGUUUCCACCUUUUGGCUGGGCUUGCAUUUCUCUACACCUUGCCAACACUCAUUAUUAUCUGCCUUUUAAAAAUGUAGCCACCCUACUGGGUAUGAGGUGGCAUAUUGUUGCAGUUUGUACUUUAUUUUCCAUUUGUAUAUCUGCUUUGGAGAACUGUCUAUAAAAACUGUCAGUGAGUCUUUAAAAACAAAAUUCCUACUAUGCAUACAGAUAUACUUCAUUCCAAAUGGAACUUUUCUAGCUCUAUAAGGAAAGCCCAUCAGAUUUAGGUCUGAGGGGCUCACGCCUUAGUUUGUGUUUGUGUAACUUGGCAGCUCAUGAAUUCCAUUUAGCUAAGGUCUAUUUGUUUCAUUUGCUGUGAAAUUAUUUAUAUAAGGUAAUUAUUGCUUAUAUACUUUUUUCCUGCCAGUAGGAAAGAAAAAUAAAGUGCAUAGUGGCAGUG